AUGCUCUCCUCGAGAAUCUCUUCUCUUCGCAACAACACGCUCGGACCACUCUUCAAAAAGACAACCUCCUCUUUUAAUUUAUUCUCAUCAUCAUCAAAUAAUCUAUCACUAUUCUCAAAUCAAUUCCGUGAUAAGAGUACUCUUCUCCUUGUUGAACAUGAUGAAAAACAAAUUAAUCCUUCCGUGUUCAGUGCACUGAAGGCUGCUAAACAAUUAAAAUCUGACCAAUUGUUAGGUUUUAUUGUUACAAAGAAUGCAUCACUUGUCAAGGAAUUGUCUCAAUAUUUCAACAAGGUGAUUCAUAUCAACGAAGAGUAUACCGUUGCUGAAGAAUACGAACAAGCUCUAUUGAAAUUUUUAAAUGAGAAGAAGACGGAUGGAAUUUCUCACAUCCUCGCUCCACACACAGUGUUUGGUAAGAAUGUUCUUCCUAAAUUGGGUGCAUCCUUGAAAUCACAACCCAUUGUGGAUGUGGUUCAGAUUUUAAAUGAAUAUGAAUUCAUAAAACCAAUCUAUGCUGGUAAUGCGAUGGCACAAAUUCAAUUCAAACCAAAAGAAACAAAACCAUUGAUCUUGACCAUUCGUCCAACAUCCUUUGAUAAGGAUUAUUCCAAAACAGAUGCUUCACAAGUAGUUGAAUUUAGUUCAAGUGCUACUUCAACCAACAAUGCAAGAAUUCCAAAAUUAUUGAGUUCAAGUAGUGGUGCUGAUGGAAGUGGUAGUGGUGCUUCAAAGAGACCUGAUCUCUUACAAGCUCAACGUAUUGUUUCUGGUGGUCGUGGUCUCAAGAAUGGUGAUAAUUUCAAACUUCUCUAUGAUUUGGCAGAUACCAUGGGUAAUUGCGCUGUUGGUGCUACUCGUGCAGCUGUUGAUGAUGGUUAUGUUCCAAAUGAUAUGCAAGUGGGUCAAACUGGUAAAGUUGUGGCACCAGAGUUGUACGUUGCUGUUGGUGUGAGUGGUGCUAUUCAACACUUGGCUGGUAUGAAAGAUAGUAAAGUCAUUGUGGCCAUCAAUAAGGAUAAGGAGGCGCCAAUCUUCCAAGUGGCUGAUUAUGGAGUGGUUGGAGAUUUAUUCCAAGUUGUUCCUGAAAUGACUGAAGUUUUGAAAAAGAAGUAA
Naegleria lovaniensis is the source of this 1116-nucleotide messenger RNA. RefSeq lists its product as uncharacterized. Gene Ontology annotation, molecular function: flavin adenine dinucleotide binding; electron transfer activity. Bases 1 to 1116 code for a protein of 371 amino acids. The record is from RefSeq and is a predicted model, not a curated record. Gene Ontology annotation, cellular component: mitochondrion. The transcript has a single exon. Lineage: Eukaryota; Heterolobosea; Eutetramitea; Acrasida; Naegleriidae.